AUGCUUGCAGAACUUGAGGCACCGAUGAAUUGGCGCUCAGUUUCUUGCGAAAAUGAAGAAACUCAGGAAACUGAUUAUGUGGAAGCCGAAAUUGAGAGUACAGACACACUGCAACCGUUACCCAAUGAACUGUUCGGUGAACAGCUGCUGAUUGCUAAAUUUCGUCUGGCCGAUUCCCUGGAAAAGCCAGCAGUUCGUUCCGGUAGCGCGAUCGGACGCGACGAAAUGGCCACCCCGCCAGGGACUGUCCCCCAAAGCCAGAGUAGACGAACCUCCGCCUCGACAGCCUCACGAAUCUCCGUCAAAGCCAAGCAACAAUCUGUUACUCCGGCAAUAGUUAUGAGCACAGCAAACGACAACAGUCGUCCGGAUUCUGUAUCCUCGCAGCAAACAUUCGUCCUUGAAAACAGUCGCCGACGACCAUUGGUUGCUCGAGACCCGUUCAAAAUCGGUUUUAAUUUUUCGAAAUUUCACUGA
This is a messenger RNA of Gongylonema pulchrum, 477 nucleotides long. The record is from the annotation of a GenBank genome assembly. Lineage: Eukaryota; Metazoa; Nematoda; Chromadorea; Rhabditida; Gongylonematidae.